Molecule: messenger RNA, 1029 nt
Organism: Pedinophyceae sp. YPF-701
Lineage: Eukaryota; Viridiplantae; Chlorophyta; Pedinophyceae
Source: the annotation of a GenBank genome assembly
AUGGGCGCCGCCAGGCUGCCGUUUCCCCGCAGCGCGCGAACCGCGUGCCGUGCUCUGUGCGUGCCCAGCAGCUCCCCUCCUGGGAGGGGCGAGGCGGGGUCGCAGCCCGUCGAGAACCGCGCAACCUCGCGGAAGCAAGGACUUGUCAGGACGAUGGCGACGUCGGGGGGCGGCGGGGGCGACGGGCCGAUGCAGUGGCUCCCGCGGCGCCUCCUCCAGGUGCAGGACGCGCGCAGUGGGCCGAGAGUGCGCGUGCUGACGUGGAACAUCCUGGCGGACGGCAUGGCGCAGAACGGCGGGUUCGUCACCACGGACCCGCGCGACCUCGAGUGGGACCGGCGGCUGCCCCGCAUUGUUCGCGAAAUAGCAGAGAGCGGGUGCGACGUGUGCGUGCUCCAGGAGUGCAACAACUGGGAGGGCGGCGUGCGGCCGGCCGUGAACGCGCUGGGGCUCGACGGGGUGUUCUUCGCGAAGCAGGACAGCCCCGCGGUGGGCUACGGGGCGGAGCCGGACGGCCUCGCGCUGCUGUACCGGCGCGGCGCGGUCGAGAUGGAGUGGCACGAGUGCCACACCUACACGGACCCGGCGCAGGGCGGCAGGCAGUGCAACCAGAUGUGCCUGCUCGCGGGGAUGAGGCACGUGGAGACGGGCGUGCGGUUCGUGGCGGCGACGACGCACCUGAAGGCCAAGGAGAGCCCUGCGAACGACGCGCUGCGGGAGAGUCAGGCGCGGCAGCUCGUGGAGCGGGUGGCGGCGGCGCGGCGGCGCGUCGCGGGGGCGGCGGGGGCGCGGGGGCGGCGCGGGGGGCGGCGGGGGCGCGGGGGGCGCGCUGCCGCCGCUGGUCCUGGCGGGGGACUUCAACUGCGAGCCGGACAGCCGCGCGGUGCAGGUGGUGUUGCAGGACUCCCCGGGGGUGGCUGGGCUGUGGGACGUGCUCGGGUGGGGCGCGGAGGAGCCGCGGGUGGCGGCGUCGGUGGAGGACGUGUCGCCGGGGUGCGCGUUCACGACGUGGAAGUUCCGCGACAGUGA